Messenger RNA from Aspergillus eucalypticola CBS 122712, 497 nucleotides. RefSeq lists its product as uncharacterized. The record is from RefSeq and is a predicted model, not a curated record. NCBI's taxonomy places the organism in Eukaryota, Fungi, Ascomycota, Eurotiomycetes, Eurotiales, Aspergillaceae. The transcript has a single exon. Bases 149 to 406 code for a protein of 85 amino acids.
UACAGGGUUGAUAAGUCCGGCGGGUGUGGAUGGCUCAAGGAUGCCAGGUCAUUAUAUUAUUGCCAUCGGCAUUUAGUUCUCUCUGGUUCUCAUCUGUGCCCUAGACCAGAUGUCUGUCCUUUCGUUCAUGAUCUAGGUUGGAAAGGGAAUGAGUGGUCGUCAGGAUACAUACAACCGGCGCAAGGCGCGGGGGAUUGUCAAACUUUCAUAUUCGACGUCCUGUGCUGAAGGGUUCUCGGUGGUGUGUUUUGUCUUCUGUCCUUUGAUUCGUUUACAUGUGCUAAUUAUGAGUUCCGAUUUCUGUUGUCUUCUCUUCUUUUCCGUGUGUUUUUACUACCUUUGCUUGCUCUGUUCCUCUAGUUUUCUUUUCCUUUGUUGGAACGGUUUGGUAUGCUGGAUAUUAUAGCACAUAUCAUGUCGAUAGUACCAGGAACAUAUCAAAACCUCAUAAUAUAUGGAAUGUAAAAUCAACAGAGCCUUUGCGGCGUAGUGUAUCA